CCAGAGGAUCCAUGUCAGAGGACCUCAGGUUGCGACCUGGUACAUACAGGAGUAGGAUUCAGGCAGAUAGCGAAAUGCCAGGGAGAGCUUUAAAAGUUAACAAUACGAUCUCAAAAUCUAAAUUUCACUGGCCAGUGAAGUGCAGCUGAAACUGUAUUAGCAACCGGUCAACAUGGAUGAUCCCUGAAACACAAGACAAGGGAAAGAUAAGCCUACAGGCCAGGGCGCCACCACCAGUUAUUUGUUUUUUUGACAUGAAGUGGCAUCAGUUACUCACUGGUAAUGACACUUAUGUAGUUAAAAGGUGACAAUGCAACAGCAGCACAAUAGCAGGCAUUAUGGGAAAUAGGUGGAGUAUUUUAAAUGCAGUAAGUGUGAUACUAGUCAUUGGAGUUUAUAUCUUAAAUUGUAUGUGCUGGAUAUUAUAAUAUAAUAUGAUAUAAUCCUGCGAGUCUCAAUAGUCUGUAACCCAGAUAUGCACAAAACAAGCUUGUAAAAUAAAGCGACUUUCCUUUGAUUCUAAAGUUACAAGAUAGUCUGGGAAAGUGUGGCACAAUGAAACGCAGCGAACAAUGAAAUGAAUAAAGGAAAAGUCGAUUAUAAAAGUGAUGUAACCAAAAACCCAUGGCGACUACAACAGUCUGAGAAAGAAUAACUAUAGGUGAGGGCUUGGCUGCUGAUACAGUAUACAGUAAAUAAGGUAAUGGUAAAGGAAUAUCCAUCUCUGCUGUAUUACACUCUGUGCUGAAAAGAGGGAUUGUUAAUGUAACAUUUGAUCACAAAGCUGUGGUGCAUUGUGGGUGAAUGAAGUAAUGACAGAAGAAGCAUCAAGUGAUCAGCAGGAUAAAAGGCAGAGAGGCAGCGUCUCAUCACACCAGCUGAUCCUGAAAAAGGUCCAACUACCUCAUCAUCAUCAUCAUCACCAUCACCAUCAUCGUCACCAUGAAGGUGCUCGGUGUGUGUCUCACACUCUGCAGCCUCCUGACCCUGAGUCGAGCCGUCCCGCUCAACUCCACCGACCUGCGCCCCAAGCACGCGGGCCUCUGCGAGUACGUCCGGCUGCAGUGUUACCACGACGGCGUCGGAGCUUUCUGCCCCACGUGCGACACCGACGGGAAUUUCCUCCCGCAGCAGUGCUGGCCGUCGAGCGGGUACUGCUGGUGCGUGGACGUCCUGAGCGGAGAGGAGAUACCGAGCACGCACAGCCCGCUGGGAAGCGGACAUCACUGCGGCAGUGAAUACUACUGCCCCAAAGGCUGGACCUACUUUGGAAAAAAGUGUUUCACCUUCAUCGACAGCCCGAAGACGUGGACCGAAGCCGAGAUUUACUGUCUGUUUGAAGGAGCCAACCUGGCGUCAAUCCACUGCUACGAGGAGAGUCACUUUGUCAUGUCUUUGACCAGAGGAGACACCAACAGCUUCCCCCAAACCUGGAUCGGUGGCUUCAGUGCCGUACAUUCCGGUUUUUGGAUGUGGAGUGACGGCUCCAAGUUUCACUAUGAAAACUGGCACCAUGACCACAGCUCUGAUGGUCCGGACAAGGCCUGCCUGAAGAUUAAUUAUAAAUAUGACUUGAAGUGGUACUACGAAUCCUGUACCGAGUCUCUCCCUUUUGUUUGUUCCAAGAAGAUAUGAACUCAGACGUGACGAUCAAACAUCCAGUUCAGGUCACAGGUGCUCUACCUAACAGUUUGAGUUAUAUUCCUCUCUAAAAUGUUUCUUCUCUUGCUUGUUUUUGUUGAAUAUGAUCGAUAGGUUUUAUACACACAGCUUUUAGCGGGUGAGUGUGAAUAUCUGGGUCAGCUUGACCUGCUUUUGUAUAACAUAUAAACAAUCCUGCAAGAAUUGUAAGAAAUACAUUAUUAUAUCAAUAAAUAAUUGCACAAAACUUUAA
Messenger RNA from Seriola aureovittata, 1894 nucleotides. It is a transcript of the gene eslec, whose product is annotated as ladderlectin. The coding region runs from base 943 to 1635 and encodes 230 amino acids. The transcript is spliced from 6 exons. NCBI's taxonomy places the organism in Eukaryota, Metazoa, Chordata, Actinopteri, Carangiformes, Carangidae. The record is from RefSeq and is a predicted model, not a curated record. Gene Ontology annotation, molecular function: signaling receptor activity.